Molecule: messenger RNA, 2445 nt
Organism: Populus euphratica (Euphrates poplar)
Lineage: Eukaryota; Viridiplantae; Streptophyta; Magnoliopsida; Malpighiales; Salicaceae
Product: CDPK-related kinase 5-like
Exons: 11
Coding region: 174-1994 (606 amino acids)
Biological process (GO): protein phosphorylation
Molecular function (GO): protein kinase activity; ATP binding
Source: RefSeq, a predicted model, not a curated record
CCUCUAAUCACCAUAGACAGGCAGACUUCAGUUUCCUUUACGUUUCUUUAUUUUUUCAAAUUCCAAAAUCCUUUGGAAGAAAACUCACUUGCAAUUCAAAUGCUUUAAGUAAUUCAUUUCCAAUUCUGUUUGUUCUCCUAACAAUCUCUCUGUCUGGGGAGAGGCUUAACACAAUGGGUAUCUGCACCUCUAAACCCUCCCCAAACUCCACUCUCUCUUCUCCCAUCGCUAUCCAAGCUAAGGACAACUCUAUUCCUACCAAGGACACACCUCGACCGGAUCCCAGAACCCCAAAUGUUAACGAUCAGAACAACAGUACCGGCUUAGAAUCCGUUAAAAAAUCGCCCUUCAAUUUUUACAGCCCGAGUCCUGCUCACUACUUCUUUUCUAAGAAGUCUUCUCCAGCGAGAUCUCCGGCGAGGAAUGCGACCAGUGCGAACUCGACGCCGAAGAGGCUUUUUAAAAGGCCGUUCCCGCCGCCGUCUCCGGCGAAGCAUAUACGGGCAGUGCUUGCGAGGCGGCAUGGGUCGGUGAAGCCGAACGAGGCGACGAUACCGGAAGGAGGCGAGGCGGAGGCGGCAGGGGUAGUUAAGAGCUUUGGAUUCUCUAAGCAUUUUGGAAAUAAGUAUGAGCUUGGAGAUGAAGUAGGGCGAGGACAUUUUGGGUAUACUUGUCAAGCAAAGUUCAAAAAAGUUGAACUCAAAGGACAGCAAGUUGCUGUUAAAGUAAUCCCUAAAGCAAAGAUGACUACAGCAAUUGCCAUUGAGGAUGUGAGAAGGGAGGUUAACAUACUGAGAGCAUUGAACGGGCAUAACAAUUUAGUACAGUUUUAUGAUGCCUAUGAAGACCAUGAUAAUGUCUAUAUAGUAAUGGAGUUAUGUGAAGGAGGAGAACUCUUGGAUAGAAUUCUUGCAAGAGGCGGAAAAUAUACAGAAGAUGAUGCAAAGGCUGUCAUGAUACAGAUAUUAAAUGUUGUAGCAUUUUGCCAUCUUCAGGGUGUGGUGCACCGCGAUCUUAAACCUGAGAAUUUCUUGUUCAAAUCAAAGGAUGAAAACUCCCAGUUGAAGGCCAUAGAUUUUGGUUUGUCAGAUUUUGUAAAGCCAGAUGAAAGGUUGAAUGACAUUGUUGGUAGUGCAUACUAUGUAGCACCUGAAGUUCUACAUAGAUCUUAUGGUACAGAGGCUGAUGUCUGGAGUGUUGGUGUCAUUGCAUAUAUUUUGUUGUGUGGAAGCCGUCCAUUUUGGGCCAGAACUGAAUCUGGGAUCUUUCAUGCUGUUCUAAAAGCCGAUCCAAGUUUUGAUGAGACACCUUGGCCUUCACUUUCUCCUGAGGCAAAAGACUUUGUCAAGCGCCUAUUGAAUAAAGACCCACGAAAAAGAUUGACUGCUGCCCAGGCACUAAGCCAUCCUUGGAUUAAAAGUUCUAAUGAGGUUAAAGUGCCUCUGGAUAUACUCAUGCUCAAACUCAUGAAGGCUUAUAUGCGCUCAUCAUCUCUUCGGAAAGCUGCUUUAAGGGCUCUAUCUAAAACGUUGACUGUGGAUGAGCUAUUUUAUCUGAAGGAGCAGUUUGUGCUCUUAGAACCAAACAAAAAUGGCUCUAUAAGCUUAGAAAAUAUUAAAACGACCUUGAUGAAAAAUUCUACAGACGCCAUGAAGGAGUCACGGAUUCCUGAUUUUCUAGCAUCUCUUAAUGCACUUCAAUACAGAAGGUUGGAUUUUGAGGAAUGUUCUGCAGCUGCAUUAAGUGUCCAUCAGCUAGAGGCCCUUGAUAGAUGGGAGCAACAUGCCCGUUGUGCCUAUGAACUGUUUGAGAAGGAUGGGAACAGGGCCAUUGUCAUUGAGGAGCUGGCAUCAGAACUUGGCCUGGGCCCUUCUGUUCCUGUUCAUGCUGUUCUACAUGACUGGAUUCGGCACACAGAUGGAAAGUUGAGUUUCCUUGGAUUUGUCAAAUUGUUGCAUGGUGCAUCUAGCAGGACUCUUGCGAAACCUCAGUAGAAGUUUUGAAGCUGAUUUUAGAUGCUCCAAGAUGUGGCUGCUGCCAAUAAAAGAAAAUGGGUGAGAGGCACCGAAAUCUCAACCCCAGGUCUGAUACACAGGUAUAUUUGCCUCAAAUUUAUGGGAGAAGAAAAGAAGUUUAGACCAAUUUAAUUUUUGUGGCGCAACAUUGUAUAAUACUUUUAGAAUUGUGAUGCUUGUGAUACUUUAGGCAAAUGUAGCAUGGGCAUUCACAGUUUCCACUGUAAAGCUAUAGUUAAGUGUUUAGUUGCAGGUGAGAAUAUUUAUUAAACUGGCUAGGAGAAAUUGAUUUUCUGACAUAUUGGACUGGUCUUUGGGUCCAUGAUUGAAAUGUAUCAUUUCUACGUCUAUGCUUUCGAGUCAAAACUUAAUUCUGCAAAGCAUUGCUUUGCCAACAUCAAUGUUUAAUGGAAAGUUUCUGUUUCUGUUU